CUGCUCUGGUAUUUAAUAUUGCAAUCCCCUUUUUCUCUUCUUCUCCCGCUUUUUAUUUCGACUUUCUCAUUAACUCAAGAAUCAUUUAAAAUGGCUGACGGUGUUUUCCCAGGUGCUAUCGGUAUCGAUUUAGGUACUACCUACUCUUGUGUCGCUACUUACGACUCUGCUGUUGAAAUCAUUGCCAACGAGCAAGGUAACCGUGUUACCCCAUCCUUCGUUGCCUUCACCGCUGAAGAAAGAUUGAUCGGUGAUGCCGCUAAGAACCAGGCUGCGUUGAACCCAACCAACACUGUCUUCGAUGCCAAGCGUUUGAUCGGCCGUCGUUUCGACGAGGAAUCCGUCCAGAAGGACAUCAAGUCCUGGCCAUUCAAGGUCUUGGAUGUUGCUGGUGCCCCACAGAUCCAGGUUGAAUACUUGGGUGAAUCCAAGACUUUCUCUCCACAGGAAAUCUCCUCCAUGGUCUUGACCAAGAUGAAGGAAAUCGCUGAGGCCAAGAUUGGUAAGAAGGUUGAAAAGGCCGUCGUCACCGUCCCAGCCUACUUCAACGAUUCUCAGCGUCAGGCCACCAAGGAUGCCGGUGCCAUUGCCGGGUUGAACGUUUUGCGUAUCAUCAACGAGCCAACCGCCGCUGCUAUCGCUUACGGUUUGGGUGCUGGUAAGUCCGACAAGGAAAAGCACGUCCUUAUCUUCGAUUUGGGUGGUGGUACUUUCGAUGUCUCCCUUUUGCACAUCGCUGGUGGUGUCUUUACCGUUAAGGCUACUGCCGGUGACACCCACUUGGGUGGUCAGGAUUUCGACACCAACUUGUUGGAGCACUUCAAGACCGAGUUCAAGAGAAAGACCAACUUGGACAUCUCCUCCGACGCCCGUGCCUUGAGAAGAUUGAGAACCGCGUGUGAACGUGCGAAGAGAACCUUGUCCUCUGUCACCCAGACCACCGUUGAAGUCGACUCCUUGUUCGACGGUGAGGACUUCUCCGCCAACAUCACCAGAGCCAGAUUCGAAGACAUUAACUCUGCUAUGUUCAAGUCCACCUUGGACCCAGUUGAGCAGGUCUUGAGAGACUCCAAGAUUCCAAAGUCCUCGGUCGACGAGGUUGUCUUGGUCGGUGGUUCCACCAGAAUUCCAAAGGUCCAGAAGUUGUUGUCUGACUUCUUCGAGGGUAAGCAGUUGGAAAAGUCUAUCAACCCAGAUGAGGCUGUUGCUUUCGGUGCCGCCGUCCAGGGUGCCAUCUUGACUGGCCAGUCCACCUCCGACGAAACCAAGGACUUGUUGUUGUUGGACGUCAUCCCAUUAUCUUUGGGUGUCGCCAUGCAGGGUAACGUCUUUGCCCCAGUUGUCCCAAGAAACACCACCGUUCCAACCAUCAAGAGAAGAACUUUCACCACCUGUGAAGACCACCAGACCACCGUCCAGUUCCCAGUCUACCAGGGUGAACGUGUCAACUGUGUUGAAAACACCUUGUUAGGUGAGUUCGACUUGAAGAACAUUCCACCAAUGCUGGCCGGUGAGCCAGUCUUGGAGGCCAUCUUCGAAGUCGAUGCCAACGGUAUCUUGAAGGUUACUGCCGUUGAAAAGUCUACCGGCCGUACCGCCAACAUCACCAUCUCCAACUCUAUCGGUCAAUUGUCUUCCCAGGACAUUGAAAAGAUGAUUAGCGAUGCUGAAAACUUCAAGUCUGCUGACGAAGCUUUCGCCAAGAAGCACGAGGCCAAGCAAAAGUUGGAGGCCUACGUUUCUUCUAUCGAAGCCACCGUUACCGACCCAAUCUUGUCCGCCAAGUUGAAGAGAGGUUCUAAGGACAGAAUCGAAGCCUCUUUGUCCGACGCUUUGGCCACUUUGGAAAUCGAAGAUGCCUCUGCCGAUGACUUGAGAAGAGCCGAAUUGAACCUUAAGCGUACCGUCACCAAGGCCAUGGCUACCCGUUAAAUUUAACUAGUGGUCCACUCUUAUGAUCUCAAGUUGUAUUCUCAUGUCAAAUCUCAUUUAGUUUUUAUAAUCUAAACAAAUAUAUAAAAGAUAUUCUAGCGUAGGUUAAGAGUCUGAUUUUGUA
Babjeviella inositovora NRRL Y-12698 is the source of this 2056-nucleotide messenger RNA. RefSeq names its product Hsp70 family ATPase (gene SSB1). The transcript has a single exon. Gene Ontology annotation, biological process: protein refolding; cellular response to unfolded protein; vesicle-mediated transport. Gene Ontology annotation, molecular function: heat shock protein binding; misfolded protein binding; ATP hydrolysis activity. The record is from RefSeq and is a predicted model, not a curated record. Gene Ontology annotation, cellular component: nucleus; cytosol; cytoplasm. Bases 91 to 1932 code for a protein of 613 amino acids. NCBI's taxonomy places the organism in Eukaryota, Fungi, Ascomycota, Pichiomycetes, Serinales.